This is a messenger RNA of Amoebophrya sp. A25, 1585 nucleotides long. The record is from the annotation of a GenBank genome assembly. Lineage: Eukaryota; Dinophyceae; Syndiniales; Amoebophryaceae.
CGCACGUCUAUUUUUGAUCAUGCUAAACUAAAUCACAGAUGAAGGGCCAACAGGCGGCUAUGUACUUAAAAAGUAAUAUCGAGGACAGAAAGGUGUCAUACAUUAUUUAACAUUCGUUGAUCAUUAGCAUAGCAAGCGUUUUGGAUUUGAUCAAUGUUUUGUUGAGUUUUAUUGGAACAAGAAAAAUUUCCAAAAGAUGGAGGGUGGUUCUCUUGCUUCGACGUUGGACGCGAUGGCAACGCGGGAGCACGUGUACUUGGCCAAGCUUGCGGAAAAAGAUCGAGAAAUCGGCAAGUAUAAGCAGGUGGCAAAUGACGUGCAGACACGAUUUGAGGACGCUUUUGAGAAAACGUCCCUUCGAUUUGCGAUGGUCGAUCCCGCCGUUAACAUGGAGGUACUGCGGUUAAGGCAGAAACUCAAGGCACAAGAUGACGAGAUCGACAGUUUGAAGCAAGAGCUGAAGGCUACGCAGUUCAAGCCAACAAGGUUUUUCUUUUUUCUACUGCAGUUGAAUAACACUGAGCGCUUUGACUUUUUGAUAGCACUCUUCAUUCAUGAAGGUACAUUUGAUAUUAGCCUCGUUUGUUUAUUCUAGAUGAUAAUGAAUCUGUCUUCCGAAGGUAGCGCGUCCGCGUGCCUUUACAACAAGGACUAAGAAUGCUUUCUUUCAAACCAAGAUGUAUAGAGAAGGGUAGGUUAAAGGCGUUCACGUUGCCGCUUGUUUUGCCGCUCUUAACGGAGAAAGGCAUAGCAAGCGGGGGAAGCGAAUACAAAAACCUACCUCUAAUAUAAGCAUUUCCAUUUUUUUCCAUUUCAGUAUAUCUGGGCAAAAGCUGAUGAAGAAGUGUAGAGCACUGCUCGAGGAGAACCAGAGUUUAGGAAGACAGAUCAGCGAAGGACCUAUCCAGGACCUUCUUAUCGCGCUUGGAAAUGAGAGGCGCACGGUAAGACAACUGAACGAAAAGCUUCAGGAUGCGCAAGCCCAGUGCCAACAUCUGGAUGAAGAAAACGAAAAACUAUCGCUCCAAGUGACGCAGUUGACAGCAGCAGCAACAUUUAUGCUCAAGGCUUGAAAAGGAAUCAAAUUGACCAAUAAAUUUGCUAGAAGUACAACUACUUAGGCUUACUUCUUGUGCUUGAAAAUCAUGUAAACCUGUUCUCCAGAUGAAAGUGUAUAGUUCAAUACCCUCUAGCGCUUCAUCUCCACAUGUAUAUUCCUACACUUUUUUCAUGAUAUUGGGUGCAGUGGGUGCGAGUUCAAGCGCAGGCGCAGAGCGAGGAAGCAGUGUAGACCGCGUAGACCGCGCAACCAGUAGAGAACAUAGAAAUAAGCCAGACCGGGAUGAGCGCAAGAAGAAGGAACGGAAGAGACGAAAAAUGUCAGAGGACCGAUGAUUCUGCCGAACACUCUCCCCUAUGAUACCCCGACAGCGAAAUAGUACGAGUAGUUCACGCGCCAAACCAUCAUGGAAGCGUGAAACUCCGCAUCCCGGAAACCCUGACUUUUCCCGCCACUGAACAUGAAAGUUCAUGCGCUCGAUUCACGACUGAUGAUGUUUUUAGUAGGAUGCUGUCUUCGUCGUAG